Leishmania major strain Friedlin is the source of this 342-nucleotide messenger RNA. RefSeq lists its product as hypothetical. Bases 1 to 342 code for a protein of 113 amino acids. Gene Ontology annotation, biological process: mRNA splicing, via spliceosome. The transcript has a single exon. The record is from RefSeq and is a predicted model, not a curated record. Gene Ontology annotation, cellular component: U2 snRNP; catalytic step 2 spliceosome; precatalytic spliceosome. Lineage: Eukaryota; Euglenozoa; Kinetoplastea; Trypanosomatida; Trypanosomatidae.
AUGCUCCGCCACUCAAAGGAUUUACAGAUGUGCCGCAAGACGGCCGGCACCGCCCUCGGCUACGUGUGCCGCCUGCACGAGGGUCGCUGUGUCAUUUGCGACCUGCAGUUCAGCGAGAUCGUCGACACAAUGCGCGAGGUGCACCUCUGCGAAGACUGCAGUGUAGUGGCUGCCGAAGGUGAGGAGGCGUGCAUCAUGUGCGGCUCUCGGCGAGUGACCGAUGUGGCCUACUACUGCCCUUACUGCGUAGCCUUGGAAAAGGACAGGGAUGGCUGCCCACGCGUGUUGAACCAGACGCGCCAGCAGCGAUUGGCUGCUCUCCGUGCCGCUGUAUCGCAGUGA